Salmo salar (Atlantic salmon) is the source of this 3241-nucleotide messenger RNA. Lineage: Eukaryota; Metazoa; Chordata; Actinopteri; Salmoniformes; Salmonidae. The record is from RefSeq and is a predicted model, not a curated record.
UGUGUGUAAUCUUUAUAUAGGUCUAACCCUCCUGAAUGGGAACGCAAACCCUUUUUUUGUUGUUGCUUAAACACAAUCACAAUUAUUGCACUUUUGUGACGGUCCCUAAACCACGGAGCGCAAGAAAACAGUAUAUUGCCUCCUUUUUGGCUCUGUAAGGGAAGAUUUCGACUACCGGUAAAAACAAAAGAUGUACCUUGCUCGCUACCAUAAUCUGAUUCUAGAUAUAUCACUCUCAUCAUCCUAGGACCUGUCGGAGAGCUAUUGACGAGCAAACUCUGAAUAAAACAAAUGUACUGCUGUCUAUUGAAGACGGAGGACUGUUUCGACCUUUCUUUUCCCAAAUAAUGUUUAACUAAUACUUCAAAAAUACUUUAAAAAAAAUAGUGUUUACUUAGAGUUAAAAGAACUGUGGACUUUGACCCGUGUCAGAACAGCAGCAGCAACAUUCACAGGAAACAAAACAGCUGCGAGGACAAUCUUUGUGGAGUUGCAAAUUGGUUUGUUGUCGCUGUCCAUGGUGCUGAUGUUCCAGGAAUGGUGGAGACGCUAAGUAUCGCCGUUAUCGGAGCUCCCGGAGUCGGGAAAACUUCCAUAAUCCGUCAAUUUAUUUAUAAUGACUUCUCAGAGGUUUACACUCCAACCAGAGACAGGUAUGUGUACAGACCCUCUGUCAUUUUGAACGGUAACAUGUACGACCUGAAGAUUUUGGAUGUCCCGCCAAUUUCAUCGUUCCCCUCCAGCUCGAGCCAGGAGUGGCUGGACCUGCGUUGCAGAGGGGUGCGUAAUGCCAAUGCUUACAUCCUGGUCUAUGACAUAUGCUGUGUGGAGAGCUUUGAGUAUGUGAAGAUGAUCCGCCAGCAGAUCGUGGAGCACAGAGAGGGCAGCAGCAGUGAGGUUCCCAUCCUGGUAGUGGGAAGUAAGAGGGACCUGCAGCGCCAGCGCUUCACCCCUCGCAGGGCCGUCUCUGUACUCGUCAAGAAGACCUGGAAGUGUGGCUAUGUGGAGUGCUCUGCCAAGUUCAACUGGCACGUGGUCCUGCUCUUCAAAGAGCUGCUGGGCAUCGCUGUGGCACGCGGCAUGAAACAUAACCACACCCCUGGGAUCCGCCUACAAGGGGCGCUGCAGAGGAACCGCUGCGCCGUCAUGUGACCCAGUGGACUCCCCCCGGUGUAGGUUGAAGUUGCCCCUAGGCGUUAAUUUUGGGUCAGUUUCACUUUUCCCCCAGUAAUGGCUAAGGUUAGGGUUGAGAAAGGGGAACAUGAUCCUAGAUCUGUACCUAGGGGAAACUUCACCCCGGAACAGUUCCUCCCCACAUAUGUCAGAGCCAUAAGAGCCUCACAGUCACACCUCAGGGGGAAUAAUAGGUAUAUGGAGAAGAUGACUUCAAUGUAAACGGCUGGAAAACACACUGAGGCCUCCUGCUUUACAGAGCUGAUUUUCUUAUGAGGUUUAUGUGACUCCUGCGCUGUAGCUACUAGGACUGACCUUUGGCCCAGUAUAACAAGUAUAUCUUUAUCACCUAUCAGAACACUCCAGUUCUGUCUCAAUGUUCCUAUUGAGAGAAAGGAAGAACAGGAAGAGGAUGAAGAAGAGGGUUUGUUAAUGGAUUUAGAGAAGUAGAGCAGCUACUUUACUUCCACAGCUCUGGUCAAAGUUACACACACAAUUAUCACCACCAGGUGUGGUACUGAGCUCCCCAGAUCACAAGGCAACAGCUCCUCAUACUGAUGGUUAUCUGCUGCUUUGAGAGCUUGGGGACUGUGUGCAUCUAGUGGGAAUAGGUACCAUUACUAACAUGACUGGAUAUUUUCUCUCCAUAUUAGCUUAUACAUGUGAAGGAAUGCAACUUCUUUAAAAGUCUUCCCUUUUCAAACCGUGUGUGGUAGUGUCAUGUGAGGUAGAUAAAUGCCCUCCCUGGCUGUCGUACUUGAAAUUGCUUUAUUCUAAUGGCGAUAGAUGUAGAGUUGGAAAGCCUAGGUUAGAGGGGGAGUGUGGUAACUGGUAAACAUAGGUGAGUCAACAAGAUGGAUGGCCUACUCUUGGUUUACCACAUGCACAUCCUACGUGCAGAAUAAUACGAAAUGCUCUGAGGCCAGGUUAAGUGGUACUGUGGCAGGACCAGAAACCCUUCUUCAGACAAUAUAGUCCUCCAAAACGCACCCACUAAGCAGUUAACCAUUUGAUGUCUUGCAGGUCACUUUUUUCAAGAAUGAAACAAACAUUCACUAAUCCCAGGAGGCUGCUGAGGGGAGGACGGCUCAUAAUAAUGGCUGGAAUGGAGUCAAUGGAAUGUUAUUAAACAUAUUGUCACUGAUUGUGAUUGUUAUGAAAUUGUAGUACUGUCAUCCCCUCUUCUGAUUUAAAGUAUAUUGUUUAGAGGAGGAUGUGAGGUUCUCUUGCAGCAAAAAACACCGCAGUCGUUAAUCCGCUACCUCCCUCCCUCCCUCCCUCUCCUCGUCCUCUAUCUGUGUGUUUCUGAUGAAUACAUUAUAUCCACGGUGCUCUGGGGCCUACAAGGCGCUCUGGGGCAACCUGAAGAGGCAGUGGUGUAGACAUUAAAUGUGAGGCGGGGAUAGUGGGCAGGGGGUGUGGUUUUGGAGAAUACGUGAGAUGAUUUUGAAAUGCUUGUCAUGUCAUGCACAGGUUGAUGGGCAGGGAUAGUGAAACAGAAAUGCAAUGGAAGAAGAAAAGAGUGAGCUAGUGACUUUGUUGUGGGGAGCAAUAAGCUGCAGAGCACCUUGACCAGCCUGACAAGCUGUCUCCAACCACAGACAUCCUGCGUUAUACUAGAACACCUCGCAUAGAAUGUAUAAAACCUCCCUCCUCUUGGAUAUACCCAGACCACACACAAGGUAGGAAACACCCAUAGCAUACUAUGUAUUGGCAUCCUACCACUCAAACACGCAUAAUAAUUUCUGGAAAUUUCAAAGCAAUGUCUGAAUUGUGCAAUAUAUUUUGAAUGUUUGAGAAUGUGGUAAAAAUGUGUCCUAUGAUUACAGACACCCUGUGACAAUGUUUGCACUGAAAAUGAGUACCUGUACUGCAUAUACGUACGUGCAUCAUUGAUUUGCAUGCUUCUGCUGCCAAGCUAGCAGGUCAGGGUUUAAUUGCACUGGUGUGAUUAUGUAUAGCUGUAAUUUAUUUACCUGUGUGUACGCUAUAUAUACAAAAGUAUGUGGACAUCGCUUCAAAUUAGUGGAUUUGGCUAUUUCAGCCAAACCCAUUACUGACAGGUGUA